UACUCCAUUUAGCUGCACUGUGUGUGUGUGUGUGUGUGUGUGUGUGUGUGUGUGUGUGUUUGUGUGUGCGUGUGUGUGUGUGUGUGUUUGUGUGUCACACACGAGAGAGAGAGAGAGAGAGAGAGAGAGAGAGAGAGAGAGAGAGAGAGAGAGAGAGAGAGAGAGAGAGAGAGAGGCCCCGGAUGUGGCCUCAAGGCAGCAGCAGCAGCAGGACAGCAGGCACAGCCAUGGCUAACAUUGCGGUCCAAAGGAUCAAGCGGGAGUUCAAAGAAGUUCUUAAAAGCGAAGAGACAAGUAAAAACCAGAUAAAAGUAGAUUUGGUGGAUGAGAACUUCACAGAGCUGAGGGGAGAGAUAGCAGGUCCUCCAGAUACACCAUAUGAAGGUGGCAGAUAUCAGCUUGAAAUAAAAAUCCCAGAAACCUAUCCUUUUAACCCGCCAAAGGUGCGUUUCAUUUCUAAGAUCUGGCACCCUAAUAUUAGUUCUGUGACAGGAGCUAUAUGUCUGGACAUUUUAAAAGACCAGUGGGCAGCGGCUAUGACCCUGCGGACGGUGCUGUUGUCUCUACAGGCUCUCCUCGCAGCAGCAGAACCAGAUGAUCCACAGGAUGCAGUAGUAGCAAACCAGUACAAGCAAAACCCAGAAAUGUUCAAACAGACGGCAAGGCUGUGGUCUCACGUCUAUGCAGGCGCUCCUAUCUCCAGUCCCGACUACACACGCAAAAUAGACAAACUCUGUGCCAUGGGCUUUGAUAAGAAUGCAGUAAUAGCGGCCUUGUCUUCAAAAUCCUGGGACGUGGAAACGGCGACAGAGUUGCUCCUCAGCAACUGAAACGCAGCCAGGUGUGAGGAUCCCAACUCCCUUCAUCAUAACAUCAGCUCCUUUCUGGCAACCAUUCCACCAUUGCCUUUUUGUUACACAGACGCCCCCCUCCCCCCCUCUCCCCCCCACAUUCACCACAGCAGUCUGAGCCUUCUUUUAUGACAAGUUUGUUUGCUACAAACUCAACAACGGUAGCUCCGCAAUUGCCAAUAUGCACAACACCCUGUUGCCUGUCCGACCCCAUCUGUCCAUCCCGCUUUCUUUUCUUCCACUAACUCCAAAUGUUUACUCGUAAUAAGCUACCAAAACCUUUCACUCUUUCAUCUUGUCUUCUAUGCUUCUUAUGCAUAUUGGCUCUGAAACCUUUUUUUUUUUUAAACAAAUUUCUGUUCCUAAUCCUGCAAAGAAUCAAAUAACUGCCAUUUCCUGCUAGAUUGUCCAGGGUAAAAUGUGAAGGAAAUCUGCAUACAGCUCUCAGUAAAUCACCAUUUACUCCCUGCAACAACCAGUUAAACCUUAUGUCAAAUUAUUCUCUUUUAAGGACAAUUAAAACUAUAAAGGUCUGUGGAUAGUGUUCUGCAGUGAACAGUGUGAUGGAUAGUUCCUUAACCGUUUAUCAUAGAAUCUUCAACGACCUGCAGAGGUUUUCUCUCCGCAGAAUUAGAAAAGAUUACUCAAACAUCAAACAGAAAAGUUAUCUGUAAAUAGAUGUGUAAAUUUGAAAAUACAAUGCGAUUAUACUUCUUUUUUCUCCUACAUGGCAUUGUAAAACAAAUUAUUUUAAAUAUAAACUAUGCCUACAAUUAUAUGGAGAUAUACAUUUUUAAUGCUUUUGUGAUCCAUGAGAAAUCCCUGUUUUUUUCUUAUUCAUUUUAAGAUUGUUGUUUAGGGAUGACACAGCCAAAAUCCUGGCCCUAAUUGGACAGGAGGUGACAGCCAGCUCGGGCCCUUACAUGCAGCCUUUCCUGCUACACCACAAACCAACUCUUUCUUUUCCUUGCAUGUUCUAUGCUGCCUUUUGUUUUAUUUGGCCAAAUGAUGUGGUGAUGGAGGUUGGGUGGGGUCUGUUCGGUUACACUUCCCUUCAGACUUGUGGAACUCACAAGACUCUUUCUAAUUUGUGGAAAGAGUGAGAGACUUGGAAGAUCUGCUCAGCAAUCCACUUCAGCCCAGUAUCUCUAGUGAACCAAAGCCUUUUCUGUUGAGCAUGUGGCUGGAAAAUCUUCUCUUCUGCUCUGAACAGAUCCAGCCUGGCACCAACAGAAGAAACACCUCAAGCAGAAAUGAGGGAUUCGGAAUGUCAUUAAGGAUUUUGAGUUGAAAGUAUUUUGUUUGUUUAUUAAAUACUAAUUAUAGAGCAAUCACAGGCACUUUACUUUCAGCCACUGGUUAGGGGAUCUGCUCCCCCUCUGUUCUGAUGUUGAUCAUUAAGAGGGGGGGCGCUUUAUCAGAAUCCUUGAUCCAAUCCAGCAGUACGCAAUCAAAACUUGGGCCAUAUAUAGAGGGGUAUAGGGGACUUCCUAUAUUACCAAACAUGCUUUACUAAACAGCCAAAUAAAAUACUCAUUGAGGUGAACUAUGAACGAUGUCUAACGAGUAGCUAAGAGGCUGGAACUCCUGAAGCAGAAAGCAGGCCUGCACAGUGUUUUGAUUUGAGGUACCCAGACUAUAAAGAAACGCUUCAUAUAUGGAGAUGUGAGAUGUUGAUGAAUCCUUACACCUUUAAAAUUAAAAAAAAAAAAAAACUUUUUUACUCUGGCUCCAGCUCAGUUGCUACCAACACGGGCAUGUUACAGUAUUAGUUAUUGUGCACAUUCUCCACGGAUGGUGAAGUUUAACAGCCAGAGCCACAAAAGGGUUGGUAGUCAAAGGCAGACGGCACACGCCAUCUCCUCCGCUUGUAAAUAGUCCAGGUCUUGAGAACGAGACGUCUCAUUAUCACUGGAGUGCACCAUUGAUGGCUAGAUCUAUAUUUUGUAAGAAAAAUGGAAAAAAAGGCCCCCUCCACUCCGUGUUCUCACUACAAUACAAUGUAUAGUGUACAAUAUUGCACGAUGACGAAGCAUAGAAAAAGGGGCAGUUGCAUCUCAGUUUCUCCAUUUGGAUUGAGACUUAUUUUCCUCGUUUCCUUGGAAGCGAGCAUCAGCAGUAUAAAAGCAUGGUUAUUUAUUGUGACAGUGUCAUGUUUCUUUGAUUAAAAAAAAAAGAAGGAAAAUCU
This is a messenger RNA of Etheostoma cragini (Arkansas darter), 3039 nucleotides long. RefSeq names its product ubiquitin-conjugating enzyme E2Kb (UBC1 homolog, yeast) (gene ube2kb). NCBI's taxonomy places the organism in Eukaryota, Metazoa, Chordata, Actinopteri, Perciformes, Percidae. Gene Ontology annotation, molecular function: protein binding; ubiquitin conjugating enzyme activity. Gene Ontology annotation, cellular component: nucleus. The record is from RefSeq and is a predicted model, not a curated record. The transcript has 7 exons. The coding region runs from base 183 to 830 and encodes 215 amino acids. Gene Ontology annotation, biological process: proteasome-mediated ubiquitin-dependent protein catabolic process; protein polyubiquitination.